AUGGCAGCAACACUUCAAAAAUUCUUCAUAUGGUGGUUGUAUUUGCUAAGUGUUGGCUUCUGUGCUAAAGUCGCUUUAGCCAAGACAAAUACUUUUACUUAUGAAUUAAGCAAAGACAAAUUAGAAUUGGAGGAGGAAGUAGAAGACAGUGGCGUAACAUUUAAAAAUUUAACAAUAAACAAAGGCAGGAGUUUGAAAUGUGUGCCCAUGAUAAAACAUUUUGAAGUCGAGCUAACGGAGCCCUUAAAGCCGGGCGAGGGAGUGGGAUUAACUGGUGAUCAUGCCAAACUGGGAGUAUGGCAGAUUGAUAAGAGUUUGGAAAUGAAGAGAAGAAGGCGUAAUCCUUUGAAAUGGUAUCUAAAAAUACCCAUGUGCUCGGCCUUAAGGGUUUAUUAUCGGUUUUUUAUAUAUUACAAAGAUUCAAAGGGUUUCAAGCGCAUACGCUAUUGGGAGGCUCAACAGCAUGCCAGAGUAUUGGAGGCCUAUGAAAUGUAUCGUCAUCAGGGCUCCAGGAAAUUUGGUCAGGCCCAUGCCUUGGCGGUGGGAGGAGGCAUACAGAAUGAAAGAGCCUGGCUGAGAAAGGAAUAUAUUAUACAAUUGAAAUUUAUAUGGCCCCAGCAUAUAAGAUUUACCGAGUUCUCACAUUUUAUAAGAAAUCCAAAAUAUAUUUUGAAACUGCAGGCCUAUCAAGAUGAUAAUGGUCAGCCGAAUUAUGAAAAUUCGUUAAAUGAUGAAGAUACCGAAUUGCAGGUUUCUCGAUUUAUGGGCAAGAAAUCAAAAUUGAAAUCAUUAAGGGAGGAAGGAGAGUUUUAUAGACCUGGAAAUAUAGUGGUAUUUCAUAUAACGGUAGCGGAUUUCCAGGAGAAUUUAUAUAUUUUAGCCAUUUACAGCAGAGAACAAGAGUUGUUGGGUGAGGCUGUCAUACCUUCCGAAGUAAUUAAACGCAGUGAGGGCAUUCUGGAGCUGCCUAUAUAUGACGCUAAUGACAAUAACCGUGUGGGAUGGCUUACUUUGCCCUUCUUGCGAAUAGAAGCUUUACCGGGAGCUUUAAAGCUGAACAUGCGGGCUGGCUUCCAUCAUUAUUGGCCCUAUAAUUGGCCCACCUUGGACAUAGGCCAACGGGGUUUGGGUAAAAGUUUUUACUAUCGUUCUGCCAAUGCCUUGGAAAAUACCAUUGAGAGUUUUGUUAAAGCUAAGGAGCAUAAUAGUGAUAUGAUACAAUUGGAUGUGCAACUGACCAAGGAUUAUGUGCCCGUGGCUUGGCAUGAUUUUGGUUUCUAUACGGCUGGGCCGCGCAGCCAGAAAAAGUUAAAGGGUAGAGAUUUAAAGUAUGUCUACAUACAUGACCUGACCUAUCAGGAGUUGCUAAAGAAAAGAGUCUUUAUGUUUGUUAAGGGUGUCAUGGUGGAGAUGACCCAUUUGAAUACAGUGUUUGUGCCCGAUAAGGAGAAAAUAUUUCCAAGACUUCAGCAGGUCUAUCAAGAAUUACCUAUAACUUUGGGUAUUAUGGUGGAUAUUAAAUGGCCUCAACUUUUAAGUAGUGGCAGCUUUGAGUCUUUGCAGUCUUUGGAUAAAAAUAAAUAUGUAAAUGAGAUUUUACACACAACUAUGGAAUAUGGAUGUGGUCGACCCAUAAUCCUGGCUAGUUUUGAUGCUGAUAUUUGCACUAUGCUGCGCUUUAAGCAGCACAUGUUUCCAGUUGUCUUUCUAACCAUGGGCCAAUACAGUCCCUGGGAAUCUUAUGCGGAUCUACGCACUCAUUCUUUAACCAAUGCCAUACAAUUUGUACAAUCCAGUGAUAUUUUAGGAACGGCAGUGUAUGCCAAAGAAAUUUUUCCCGCUAAUGAAAAUAAGGAUUUAAAUAUGGCCUUUGAAUUGCAGCAACUGGUAUUUGUCUGGGGUGAACAAUUAAAUGAGGCCUCCAUAUUAGAUCAUUUUAGAACACAAGAAAUGGCCGGCCUUAUAUACGAACACUUGGACACUUUAAUGUUACAGAAGCCCAAAUCCAAAAGAAAACGUUUUGGUUUCUUUGAGGCCCCCGAAUUACAGCGCAUCUUUCGGCGCCAGUGUAUAGCAGCUGGCAAUAUGACCAUGGGCGAGGGAUUGCCCGAUACCCACUCUCCCUUUUGGCCACGUGUACGCAGUCUAGAUGAACUUUAAAGCUGGCAAAUUUUUUUUUCAAUUAAAUAAAAUGUAAUUGAAAAUAA
This is a messenger RNA of Calliphora vicina (urban bluebottle blowfly), 2207 nucleotides long. Its product is annotated as glycerophosphocholine phosphodiesterase GPCPD1. The transcript has a single exon. The coding region runs from base 1 to 2160 and encodes 719 amino acids. Gene Ontology annotation, biological process: glycerophospholipid catabolic process. The record is from RefSeq and is a predicted model, not a curated record. NCBI's taxonomy places the organism in Eukaryota, Metazoa, Arthropoda, Insecta, Diptera, Calliphoridae. Gene Ontology annotation, molecular function: starch binding; glycerophosphocholine phosphodiesterase activity.